Messenger RNA from Mytilus trossulus (common blue mussel), 2310 nucleotides. Its product is annotated as innexin unc-9-like. NCBI's taxonomy places the organism in Eukaryota, Metazoa, Mollusca, Bivalvia, Mytilida, Mytilidae. The transcript has 2 exons. The record is from RefSeq and is a predicted model, not a curated record. Bases 139 to 1452 code for a protein of 437 amino acids.
GAAAUGAUCCAUAACCAAUAUCAUACUAAUUGUUCGACCAGUAAUCAUUUUACCACUUCACGUUCUUACUAUUGACUUUAAACAUAUUGUACAUUAUUGUUAUAAGUCAAAAUACAUUGAUUUGGAGGAAUGUAGAACAUGCCUUACGCUACAUUCUUGGAUAAAGUUCUUGGACCUAUCGGUGUUUACGAAGGCCAUCGAACUGUAUUUGACGAUAACUUUAUUGAUCGAUUAUGCCAUUAUUACACGAUUAUUGGACUAUUUUUCGGCACAAUUCUCGUGGGAACAGCCGAAUAUGUCGGGAAUCCUAUCGAGUGUUGGUGCCCUGCUGAACUCAGUCCGGAGGAAGUAAAGUAUGUGAACUUUGUGUGCUGGGUUCAGAACACUUACUAUAUCCCGCCAUUUAAACCUGUUCCUUAUGAAUAUGAGUUCCGAUACAGUAACACAAUAUUUUAUUACCAAUGGGUUCCACUGAUACUACUGAUAAUGGCGGUUAUAUGUAAAUUUCCUCGGUUGGUAUGGAAAUAUAUGUCUAAUAGGUGCGGAGUAGGAAUUAAGAAAUUAGUUGAAUUGGCCAAACAGACGCACCUCAAUUCAAAAGAAGACCGGGAACAAAAAUUAAAAUUUGUUGCUCAAUACAUCGAUAAAUGGUGUGUCAAUGUUCGUGCUUAUCGUUCAGGAAUUUUUGCUCCAACUCGUGAACAGGCUGCAAGUCUGUGUGACAUUGGCUGUGGACGUCACCAUGGAAACUACCUGAUAAGCAUUCGUAUAAUGGUCAGAAUUAUGUAUUUUGCUGUUUCAUUCGGACUUCUCUUCUUUCUUAACGAAUUUCUUCAAAAUGAUAUAUAUGUUUACGGAUAUGACGUCAUAAAUAAAUUCUUGGCUGGCCAAGAUUGGUCGUUAAAUCACGUGAGAUUUCCAAGAGUCACGCUAUGUGACUUUGACCUUCGUCAGUUGUCAAACAUUCAGAGGUACACGAUGCAGUGCGUACUUCCGGUUAACCUUUACAACGAAAAACUAUUUAUAAUCCUAUGGUUUUGGAUGACUUUGAUAUCAGUGAUGUCCUUUCUGAACGUCAUUUAUACACUUAUCGUCGCUCUAAUGAAGAAGCCGAGGAAAAACUUCAUUAAAAAGUAUUUACGACUCAACGAACUUUACGAGAAGAGAGAACGAGACGCAUUAACUAAAAAAUUACUACAAAAAUUUGUAGAUUUGCAUUUAAAACAUGACGGAAUAUUUCUACUACAGCUCAUGUCAAAUAAUGUUGGCAGUGCCGUAAUGGAAGAUGUUAUAAAGCAUCUCUGGGACCUAUAUCGUGAUAGGCAGUUUCAGAUUAAUAACGGGACAGUCCCUAAACCUGCCGAUAAAAACUCUUACGUGUCUUAUAGAAGUAGUAAUGGGACAUUAUCGAAAGACUUUAAAAAGACGCUAGCAAAUGAAAGUUUUGUAUAACAGAAACAAGUACAUUUAGCAUGUUUAGAGAUGAAAGUAUUUUUUUAAAGAGUAAAACACACUGAGUCUAACUUAUAAAUGUGUGAAAACUGAUCGUAUAGUUUGUGAUACUUAAAUUGUUAUAGAGCUACUAUUAUUGUCUUUAACAUUUUGGUUGUGUUAAUUAAAAAAAACAUUGCACCUGGCAUUUUUUUGGUGCGAAAACUAAUGUGAUAAAUCAUGAUUUGAAUGAGAUCUACACUUGUAAAAAAAACCUGUCACUCAGUUAUUUUAUUGUAAGUUUUUUGUAUCAUCAUUUCAAUAUUUUCUACAUUUCACCAAAUAGCAAUACGUUAGUGUGCUUGCUAGAAUUUUUAAUUAGAUGGAAGCUUAAGGAAGACGUUGUGUUGAAAAUGGAACACAUAUCUCAUUUCAUCUACGAUUGUACAUGUAUACAGUCUAACAGCAGAGGAACGGAAAUCAGAAGACUUUUACAAAAAGUCGGUAACCAUAGGAACUGAAAUCAAAAGACUUGUUUACAUCUGAACAUAUAUAUAUACUCACCGACCGUGCGAGGGCUUUACAGCCAGUCAAAGUCGUUAAAAAACGUAUGUAAUAUAUACUCAUAAAUUAUUUUUCACUCCAUCCAUUACAUUUUUUUUUACUAUUAUUUUUUACACCACACAUUUUAUAUUUUUUGUUUUUGUUUUUUAUUACUUUAUUUUGCAUUUCAUAUGUUUGUGCAUUUAUCAUUUAUUUUUUGAAUUAUAUUUUUAUGUAUUAAUUUAUAAUCACUUUUAUAUUUUGUUUUUCUGAAAAAGAUAUUGCUUUGUAGAUGAAGAUUUGUUUAUUUGUUUAAUAAACAUUUUGGAAAAUCUU